Messenger RNA from Thrips palmi, 950 nucleotides. RefSeq names its product alpha-tocopherol transfer protein-like. The record is from RefSeq and is a predicted model, not a curated record. Gene Ontology annotation, cellular component: membrane. The coding region runs from base 39 to 905 and encodes 288 amino acids. NCBI's taxonomy places the organism in Eukaryota, Metazoa, Arthropoda, Insecta, Thysanoptera, Thripidae. The transcript has 6 exons. Gene Ontology annotation, molecular function: phosphatidylinositol bisphosphate binding.
CCUUGGCAGUGGCGUGGUCGUCGUAUCGGUCCAUCGCCAUGCCCAGAGCCGAGCCCGCCGAUGGCGGCGGUGAUGCGGCGCGCGAUUCCUGGGGCCUGCCCGGCGUGGAGGCCAUCCCCGGGCCGGCCGCGGUCGCCGUGGUCGCCGCCUCCAAGCUGGCCGUGGUGCGCGACCUGGCGGCGUGGUGCCGGCGGCAGCAGCUGCCGACAGUGGAGGAGGACGAACUCGUGAAAUUCGCGCACAGCUGCGACUAUGACUUGGACAGGGCCAAGAAGUGCGUCACGGAGUUCCACGCGUGCCGGAAGAACACCCCGGAGCUGUUUUCCGGCUGGGACACGGAGCUCUCCAACAUGAGGUCCAUCUUGGAUGUGAUUCUGGUGGCACUCGUGCCCCGAAAGACGCCGCAGAACUGCCGCGUCCUGGUGAACUCGCUGCAGACGUCCAGCACCUCCAACUACGUGUUCGCGGACGUGUGCAAGGCGCUGCUCAUGGUGAUGGAGACCAUCUUCCUGACGGAGCCCACCCUGGACGGCCUGGUGGUGGUGCACGACAUGGGCCAGGCCAGCUUCUCCCACUUCAUGAAGUUCGGCUGGUCCCUUCCGCAAAAGUUUAGCAAUUACACACAGGAAGCACUCCCCCUGAAGCAGAGCACCAUGCAUCUGGUGCACUGUUCGUCCUUCGUCGACAAGGGCUUGAAGAUGAUGAGCCACAUCGGCAAGAAGGAAGACAGGGACAAGCUUCGCGUGCACCCCGGCAAGGACUACUCGGCGCUCCACGCGGAGAUCCCCCGAGACUGUCUACCCAGCGACCUGGGCGGCACCCAGCCCAGCAUCGCCGAGCUGCACGAGGCCACGGUGCGGCGACUGGCGGCCUUCAGAGACGUCUUCAAACAGCGGCUGCCUUAGGUCUCCGCGGCCGUCGGCACCCACCACGUCCAGUACAAAUAACAC